This is a messenger RNA of Ostrinia nubilalis (European corn borer), 4693 nucleotides long. RefSeq names its product ribonuclease 3 (gene drosha). The record is from RefSeq and is a predicted model, not a curated record. Bases 159 to 4451 code for a protein of 1430 amino acids. Gene Ontology annotation, molecular function: ribonuclease III activity; RNA binding. Lineage: Eukaryota; Metazoa; Arthropoda; Insecta; Lepidoptera; Crambidae. The transcript is spliced from 19 exons. Gene Ontology annotation, biological process: primary miRNA processing; rRNA processing; pre-miRNA processing. Gene Ontology annotation, cellular component: microprocessor complex; nucleus.
AAUCAGCAGGCAGGGAAAAUUUAUUUUGUUUGGUAUUGAUUAAUUUGUGAAAAAUUGACGAAAUGUAUACAAUAGUUUACCUUUAUCGUGCUAAAUAAUUAAAAUUAUGGUACAUAUAUCAGCAUAAUUAAAACAGGCAGCCUAUGUUAUAACGAAAGAUGUCUGUACCACCGAUGGAUUAUUCCUUGCCACCACCGCGGCUUGUUAACUCUCCCUCAAUGCCGCCUCCGAUGUUCAGUCAUCCUCCUCCCUAUACUCCGUCGCCACCAGUUUCUAUGGAUCCAAGUCAAUAUCAUCCUUCGGUGUGUCUACCUCCGAUGAACGUGCCUCCCCCGUCAAUGGCCGCGUACCCCGCACCCGAUGUGAAUGUCCCGCCGCCGUCCAUGCCCCCGCCGUACCCACCGCCGCCGAUUCCUGACUACACUUAUCGUGAACCCGCCUACCUAGUACCCCCACCCCUGGAAAGCUUCGAAACGGCAGCCGCCAAAUUGUUGCACGACAUCAAAAUCGAGAAAUCAGACUCGCCUACAGGAUCCGAAAAAAGUUACGCGAGUUACAAAGAAUACAAACCUAUAGUCAAAAAAGAAUCCAGGGAAUCUUGUGAACCACAUUUUAGAGCACCUUCCCGAGCACAUUCUACUUGCUCAGCCUACAGACCCAGGCGCUCUCCACACAGGGAGGCAAGUUAUGACAGGGAAAGGUAUGAGAGGGACAGAGAAAGAUACGAGAGGGAUCGGUAUUAUGAGAGCCGGUCUAGGCGUAGUCCAUCGCACAGAAGCAGGUAUAGCAGAAGUCCUUCAAGAUAUAGUCCUCCACCCAGAUCUCGUUACAGUAGAAGCCCAUCGAGGCACAGUCAUAGAGAAGCAGACAUGGAAAGGUAUUACAAAGACAAAGCUUAUUAUGAGAAAAAGGAAUAUGAACGGAGAAGAUAUGAACAUGAACGAAGGCAUAGUCCUCCUAGGGAUUACAGAAGUCAGAGCAGAAGCCAUGAGCCUAAAAGAGAAAGGAGUACUUACCGAUCUCCGAGUAAGCACAGCUACAGGUCUCCCAGUAGGGACUCUCGUCAACCUAGUCAUUCUAGAGAAUUAUCUCAGCAUUCAAGGAGAUCCUCAUCUGUGCGCCCACCUCCCAAGCCUUUAACAGACAGGGAGAAAAUUCUAGAGGAAUAUAGGAAAAACUAUUGCAAAACAUCUGAAGAUUUCAUUGAGAAGAUAGAGCAAUGGUCCAGGGAACAUAACUCAGAUGAAGAUGAAACACCAAAGAUGUGGUACAGGAGUUCACCAGCUGAACUGUAUUACAAAGCAAUUCCAGAGAAGCAAGGGGUCCAACAAACUGCCAAACUGACAAAACUUUGUGACAAGUUCUUCAAGAACCUCAUAGAAAGAGGUAGAAAUGCUCGGCCGGCAGUUGAUGAACUGCCUCCUCUGAAGCCACCCAAGGCAAAAAUGUGCAAACAUAGAUUGGAAGACAAGAGUUCUUCAUCAUCAGACAGUGAAGAGGACGAACUUGAUGAAGAUGGAUUGCAGGGAUACACUGACAGAAUUAUGCUGGAGUUGCAGAGGAAACAAAGUCACCCCAGGAGACUGCAUCCAGAAAUGUGGUUCAACAAUACGGGCGAGAUGAACGGCGGCCCGCUCUGCCGAUGCAGCGCGCGCGCGCGACGCUUCGGCAUGCGACACGGCGUGUACACCGGCGAGGAGUCCUAUCCUAAGUGUAUACCCGACCAGAGCAAUGCUGACCGCUUGUAUCAUUACAGAAUCACAGUAUCUCCACCAACGAACUUCUUGAUAAAAGCGCCAACGAUCAUCGGCCACGAUGAGCACGAGUUCCUAUUCUCCGGUUUCUCUAUGUUCUCACACUACAAGUUGGCAAAGCUACCUACUUGCAAAGUGAUAAGGUUCAAUAUUGAAUACACCAUACUGUAUGUCGAGGAACCGGCGCCGAAAAAUUUUACCGUACGGGAAUUGGAUUUAUUUGAGGAAUAUCUAUUUUAUGAACUAUUGGAACUGAUUGACUUGGAUUUGGGUAAAGCAACAGAAAAUUCUUGUUCUCAAUUCCAUUUCUUGCCAAGAUUUGUGCGGUAUUUACCUGAAGGAGGUUGUGAGGUUCUUUCAAUGUGUGAGGUACUAAAGUAUCUGCUUGAUGAGAGCGAUUUGUUAAUACCUCCAGAAAAAUUAGCGGAUGUACACGGAAUGGAUCAUUAUACGUGGCAAAAGUUCGUUGACCGAAUCAAAGGCAUGAUAGUGACGUAUCCCGGCAAAAAGCCGUGUUCCGUUCGCGUGGAUCAGCUAGACAGGAGUCCGCCAGCCAGUUCUGAAGAAAAGAGGCCCAGAGACCCGAAGAUGUAUUACCCUGAAAUUGUGCACUUUGGCAUCCGACCACCCCAGCUCAGUUACGCUGGAAACCCAGAAUACCAAAAAGCCUGGCGCUACUACGUCAAGUAUCGUCACCUAAUCGCUAACAUGGCGAAGCCGUCUUUCAAGGAGCGUCAGAAGCUGACGGCAAAGGAGGUGAAGCUGCAAGAAAUGAGAACCCAGAGCAAGAUGAAAAGGGACGUCACCGUCGCGAUAUCCUCAGAAGGGUUUCACACUACGGGGCUUAUGUGUGACGUUGUGCAACACGCAAUGUUAAUUCCAGUACUAGUCCGUCACCUACGCUUCCACAAGUCCCUGGAUAGCUUAGAACGCAAGAUGGGCUACGUGUUCAAGCAAAGGCUGCUUCUUCAGACUGCCCUAACUCACCCUUCGUACCGGGAGAACUUCGGGACCAACCCUGAUCAUGCCAGGAACAGUCUCACCAACUGCGGUAUUAGGCAGCCCGAAUAUGGGGACAGGAGGAUACAUUAUACGAGGAAGAAAGGUAUCGUGACCCUCAUAAACAUCAUGUCCCGUUUCGGCAAACGGAGCGAGACAGAGUCGGAGAUAAAACACAACGAGCGUCUAGAGUUCCUAGGGGAUGCGGUGGUGGAGUUCCUAUCGUCUAUACAUCUGUUCCGAAUGUUCCCGGGUUUAGCUGAGGGUGGUCUGGCUACCUAUAGGGCUGCGAUAGUCCAGAAUCAGCAUUUGGCGCAGCUAGCAAAGAACAUCGAGCUGGAAAAGUACAUGCUGUAUGCCCACGGCUCGGACCUGUGCCGCGAGGUGGUGAUGCGGCACGCGAUGGCCAACUGCUUCGAGGCGCUCAUGGGCGCUCUGUUCUUGGAUGCUGGUAUUGAUGUGGCAGACCAAGUUUUCUCGCUGGCCCUCUGGUACAACGAGAAGGAAAUGCUAGAGGUGUGGUCCAAGGAACGCGCGCAUCCAUUGCAAGAGCAGGAACCGCUGGGCGAUCGGAAGUACAUCAAGGACUUUGAGUUUCUACAGCGGCUGACCGAGUUUGAAGACUCCAUUGGUGUCCAAUUCAAACAUAUCCGUCUCCUAGCGAGAGCGUUUACGGACCGCUCCGUAGGGUUCACCCACCUGACCUUAGGCUCCAACCAGCGGCUGGAGUUCCUGGGGGAUACAGUCCUACAGCUGGUGGUGUCAGACCGCUUGUACAGACACUUCCCGGACCACCACGAAGGGCAUCUGUCGUUGCUCCGUUCGUCUCUAGUCAACAACCGCACGCAGUCAAUGGUGUGCGACGACCUGAACAUGUCCGCUUACGCCAUUUACAACAAUCCUAAAGCCAAGCCGACCACCAAGAAGCAUAAGGCUGACUUGCUUGAAGCGUUUUUGGGCGCCUUGUUCAUUGAUAAGAACCUAGAAUACUGCCAGGCGUUCUGCGCAGCGUGCCUGUUCCCACGUCUGCAGGAGUUCAUCAUGAACCAGGACUGGAACGACCCCAAGUCCAAGCUGCAGCAGUGCUGCCUCACGCUGCGCUCCAUGGAGGGCGGCGAGCCCGACAUACCGCUCUACAAAGUGAUCGAGUGCCUGGGCCCGACCAACACCCGCGUUUACACAGUGGGCGUGUAUUUCCGCGGCGCGCGACUGGCGGCGGCGCGCGGCCACUCCAUCCAGGAAGCAGAGAUGAAUGCCGCCGAAGAAGCAUUGAACAGUGCCCACGAGUUAUUCCCGCAACUGGAUCAUCAGAAGCGGGUGAUCGCGAAGAGUAUAAAAAGGAAGAAGUCCAAGAAAGAUCGGGCCAGUCCGACUUUAUCGGAGCGAGAGGCGUCGCUCAAGCGCAUGAAGUUGGACGACAGGGUGCCCAAAGCGUACCGCUUGGACCAACAACAAUCGGACAGCUCGGACGAAAGCUGCGGGCCGGUUCUGUCCGACGACGAGGCUAAACCGGCUAAGUCCGGAGACGAUUCCGGUCUAGACAGCGACACAGAAACUAAUACAGAUCGGUUAGAAGAUGUCAAAGUCAGCAGCUUAGUAAGCGAUAUGGAGAGACUGAAGGAAGACCUAAUCAGGCGCAACGAGUACGAUAAACUCAAGGAGAAGUGCAUGCGGUCGGAAUCCGAUGACGAUUUUUAGAUUUCACAAAAUUUAAUUUCAGAAGACUUUUUAAUCAGUGCUCAUAAUCAAAUAUGUUUUUAUGUUUACGCGUAGUAGAUGUGAUAUAGUUAAGUUUUAAUUCUCAAGAAAGUAAUUUUAAGCAAACAUUUCAAAUCACAUAAAUUUUUAUAAUUUGACAAAAUCAAUAUCUUUUAAGUUUAAUCUAGCACUAAGAGGUAAAUGUGAUACUUUGCGAUUAAAAGAUGAAAUACUUGCUCGAA